AUGCGCCACGAGGCCCCGCCCCUCACACCUGCGCUGGCCCCGCCCCGCCCAGGUGCGCUGCAUUUCCGGCCCGCCCCGCGCAGGCGCCGCCUCUUCUUCCGGCAGAGCCGCGGCGGCUCCGCUCCAGGCGGACGCUGUUUGGAGCUGAAGCCGUAUCAGAAGAUUGGUUUGAACUGGUUGGCGCUGCUGCAUAAACACGGGUUGAAUGGCAUAUUGGCUGAUGAAAUGGGCUUAGGAAAAACAAUUCAAGCUAUUGCGUUCCUAGCUUAUCUCUACCAAGAGGGCCAUAAGGGUCCCCAUUUGAUAGUUGUGCCGGUUUCAACAUUAGAUAACUGGAUAAGAGAAAUUCACCUGUGGUGUCCUGAGCUCAACAUCCUUAUUUACUAUGGAUCCCAAGAAGAUCGGAAACAUCUCAGGGUGGACAUUCACAACAAAGCCGUGGAUUUCAAUGUGAUUGUAACUACAUACAACUGUGCCAUCAGCAGCUCAGACGACCGGGGGCUGUUUCGCAGGCUGAAGCUGAACUACGCAAUUUUCGACGAAGGCCACAUGCUGAAGAACAUGAGCUCUGUGCGCUACCAGCACCUCAUGACAAUCAAUGCAAAGAACCGCUUGCUGCUGACGGGGACUCCGGUGCAAAAUAACCUGUUGGAGUUGAUGUCCCUUUUGAAUUUCGUCAUGCCGCACAUGUUCAGCAGCAGCACGAGCGAAAUCCGAAGGAUGUUCUCUUCAAAAGCAAAGAGUGCUGAAGAACAAAGCAUAUAUGAAAAGGAGAGGAUCGCACAUGCAAAGCAGAUAAUAAAACCAUUCAUCUUGAGAAGAGUAAAAGAUGAGGUCCUGAAACAACUACCUCCCAAAAAAGACCUCAUCGAAUUAUGUGCCAUGUCUGAGAAGCAGGAGCAGCUCUACUGUGAUCUCUUAAACAAGCUCAAGAAGACUUUCAACAGCAACGAGAAAAACUCUGAUAUGGGAAAUGUGAUGAUGCAACUUAGAAAAAUGGCAAAUCACCCUCUGCUGCAUCGGCAGCAUUACACGAGCGACAAGCUCCGGACAAUGGCCACGCUGAUGCUCAAGGAACCCACCCAUUGCGACGCCAACCCCGACCUUAUCUUGGAAGACAUGACAGUCAUGACGGAUUUUGAGCUGCACCUGCUUUGCAAGCAAUAUCCUCACAUCAGCGACUACAAGUUGGGCAUGGAUCAGAUCUUGGAUUCGGGGAAGUUCAGGGCGCUGGAGCGCAUCCUGUCCGACUUCAAAGAGAAGGGGGACAGAGUUGUGUUGUUCAGCCAGUUUACCAUGAUGCUGGAUAUCUUGGAAGUUUUCCUCAAACACUGGCAGCAUAGAUACAUUAGAUUGGAUGGAAAAACACAGAUUUCUGAUCGGAUACGUCUCAUAGACCAGUUCAACACAGAUAUGGGUAUAUUUGUAUUCCUCCUGUCAACCAAAGCCGGGGGCUUGGGAAUCAAUCUGACCUCAGCAAACGUCGUCAUUCUUCACGACAUCGACUGCAACCCGUACAACGAUAAGCAAGCAGAAGACCGAUGCCACAGAGUAGGUCAGACAAGAGAAGUAAAAGUGAUAAAGCUGAUCAGUAAGGGGACUAUUGAGGAAUCCAUGCUCAAAAUCAGCCAGCAGAAGCUGAAGUUGGAACAAGACAUGACUGCGGCAGAUUCAGGAGAAGAAGGAACCAUCCCAGCAGAUAUCGCCACACUCCUCAAAGCUUCCUUAGGUCUCUGAAAUGUAACUGCGUUGUGGAAUUGGAGGAAGAAAGGUGACGUUGUACCCCGAGGACUCUUCUCUUACUUGCCACCAUGAGCUUUAUGGACAGUUAUAACUUUUUGUAGUUCCUUUGAUUGUAUUCCUCAUGGCAUUGGAUAUUUUUAACACCGGUAGCAUUCUUUUGAUGCUAAAACACGAACAGCCCGGAUGUGCCAACAUGGGGUGCUGAAAAAAUGCUAUUUUACAGAUCACUUUUCCAAAUGGGGACCUAAGUACUAUUUGUUUUAACAAAUCUGCUACUGCUGGAGAUUUGUCAGUAUUUUUGUAAUUAUUUCUACCUCCAAAUAUAGAUAUAUAUAAACCGUCUGUUUCACUGGAUUACUUGUGUAGAUUUUUUUAUAUGUGCCUUAUUUGACAAUGCUUGAGUCCGGUUCGGCUUGUUUUCGGUUCAUUUGAUGUACCGUACCCGUUUUGUAUCAACUUGUUUGAAUAAAAUUCCACAGGUUAACCAAA
Columba livia (rock pigeon) is the source of this 2232-nucleotide messenger RNA. Its product is annotated as SWI/SNF-related matrix-associated actin-dependent regulator of chromatin subfamily A containing DEAD/H box 1. Gene Ontology annotation, molecular function: chromatin binding; ATP binding; ATP-dependent chromatin remodeler activity. The transcript has 15 exons. Bases 1 to 1737 code for a protein of 578 amino acids. Lineage: Eukaryota; Metazoa; Chordata; Aves; Columbiformes; Columbidae. Gene Ontology annotation, cellular component: nucleus. The record is from RefSeq and is a predicted model, not a curated record.